This is a messenger RNA of Chroicocephalus ridibundus (black-headed gull), 2835 nucleotides long. Its product is annotated as myocyte-specific enhancer factor 2B-like. The record is from RefSeq and is a predicted model, not a curated record. Lineage: Eukaryota; Metazoa; Chordata; Aves; Charadriiformes; Laridae. The transcript is spliced from 5 exons. The coding region runs from base 466 to 1506 and encodes 346 amino acids.
GCAGACUUCACUGUGGGGCAGGAAACCUUCCUGGGGUGUAGAUGAGUUUGCUGUGGGACAGAACAGCUUGUUAUGGCUCACAGACUUUGCCACAGGGUGGAAAAGCGUGCCGUGGGGCUGACGGAAGUUGCCAUGGGGUGGAUGAGCUCAUCAGGCGGGGGAGGACGAAGGACAGAAGACAUCACCAUGGGGCUUAUGGUGGGAUGGGAGACCUCGCCACAGGGUGGAAAAGCUUUCUGUGGGGCAGACCAGGUCGCUGUGGGGCAGAAGACCUCGCUGUGGGGCUCAUGGUGGGGUGGGAGACCUCGCCACAAGAUGGAGAAGCUUGCCGUGGGGCAGAUGAGGCUGCUGCGGGGCAGAUGGGGACGCUCAGGCAGGGCAGGAGACCUCACCAGAGGGCUCACGGUGGGGCAGGAGGCUUUGGCACGGGGUGGGAAAAGCUUGCCAUAGGGGUGAGACUUUGCCAUGCGGCAGAGGAGCCCCCCCGCAGGGUGGGAUGCCCAGGGUCCCUGCCGUGGGGUGGGGAAGCUUGCUGUGGGGCAGGCGAGCUCGCCAUGGGGCUGGGGGGAAAUGGAGGCGGGGCGGGGGGGAAGGAGACCUCGCCGCGGGGCAGAACACCUCUCUGUGGGGCAGGACACCUCGCUGUGGGGCAGGACACCUCCCCGCGGGCGAGGAGAGCACGCAAAAGCCUUCGCCCUCGCCCAGCCCCGCCCGGCCCAUCGGGGCCCGCCCCACAGGCCCGGAUUCACACCCCACACGGCUCCCCCGGGCAAGAUCUACCCUCCCCGGGAGGAUCUACCCCACCCAGGGCACAACCUGUCCCCCCGCCACCCCCCAGGGCUGUAUUUGCCCCCGCCCGGGCUGCAUUCAACCCUCCCGAGGGCACGGUUCGCCCCUGCUCGGCGCCGGGAUUUUCCCAGCGGGGCCGGGCGAAGCGGGAGCGGCCACAGGGUGCGGCGGGGGCGGGCGCGGACAGAGGGGUCAGCGCCGCUCCCGGCCCCGGCCCCGGCCCCGGCCCCGACCUCGGUGCCGGUCCCAGUCCCGGCUCCAACGAGGACCCGCCGGGCGCAGGCCCGAAUCCACCGACCCGGCGCCUCCAUCGGCAACCGGCAACCGGCGCCUCCAUCUUGCCCGCCCGCAGUCCUGCCCAGCGCCUCGGUGGCACAGCCUGCAGCACCCGGGGCCACCGCCAUCGCCCCUGGCCGCGGCUUCAUGUGUCUGUUGUGCGCCUCGGGACUCCUCAGCUUCCCUGGGCAACCUGUGCUGGUGCUUACAGUGAAAGUGCUUCCUGAUGUUCAGAGGGAACCUCUAGUUUGUGCCCGUUGCCUCCGGUCCUGUCACUGUCCUCUCUGCACCCAACCGUCAGGGUCCAUCUCCCCAGGAACCACCAGAAACGGACCCCCCGGCGUCUGGAAGAUUUCCCAGUUACAGCCCGGGAGACCUUCCAGUGCGGAUGAGCGGCUGAGGACAGGGAGCAGCUUUCUGGUGCCAGCAAAGGGACAAUGAAACCUUCAGUCUGGGGUGGAAUCUCAACUUCUGCUUUAUAUAGUGCUUGCUGCACUGCUGCUGCCACUCCCCACACCUUUUCAAGGGAAGUGCCUCCAAUUAGAAUAUCUUCUAUAUAUUGGUACAGUUCACAUCCUGAGGAAGUGAGACUGUCUGUAAAAGUUCAUCAAGUGCAUCAUGAGCAAUUGUGUGUGAAUAUUUAUACCCCUGUGGGAGUCUGUUAGAGUCCCAGUCUGGACUGGGUCCAGUCCUGUUCAACAUACCCAUCAAUGAUCUGGAUGAAGGGAUAGGGUACACCCUCAGCAAGUUUGCAGAUGACACAAAGCUGGGAGGGGUGGCUGACACACCGGAAGGCUGUGCCACCAUCCAGAGAGACCUGGACAGGCUGGAGAGUUGGGCAGAGAGGAACCUUAUGAAAUUCAACCAGGACAAGUGUAGGGUGCUGCACCUGGGGAGGAACAACCCCAUGCACCAGGACAGGUUGGGGGCUGACCUGCUGGAGAGCAGCUCUGUGGAAAGAGACCUGGGAGGUCUCACCGUUGAGUCACCGUUAGCGACGACAUGGUGGUUGGUGUUAUCGACCUUACAAGAUAUGAAGGCGGAGUGAGCCACGGCAGCCGGGGCUUUUGCAGCAUUACAACCCACAGGAGGGGGAUCGAACAGGCCAGGUCCGAAGGUCUGGGACGAUCCCCUGCUGAUCCCCUCUGCUCCACCUGAGGCCGAUGGAGGAGGCAGAAUGUCAGCAGAGACGGACAGAGCCGGAGCUGUUUGCUCCUGACAUUGCCCGCGUCGCCCCCUCCCCUCCCCAGUCGUCCCCCUGAGAUAGAAGUGCUGUUUUUGUAUGUCUGCUGUGUAAGUGUGUGUGGGCACCAGCUUAUACCUGCUGAUCAGCAUGUGUGCUACUGUUUGCUUUUUGUUGUGUGCAGUGUCGUUAGGUGACUCCACUUGAGCAAGUGUUCUGCCCGGUGUGGUACUGUUCUCGUAUGCAUCUAGGGCUGACACUCCAUCAAGUGAAGAAGUUUGUGUAUACACAGUGUUUAGACGUAAGGCGAGCGCGCCCCAGGCAGAUACACCAGGAUGGGCUGUAGAACCGAUGGAAGUCCUGAAAUAUUGGGGGAGUUUUCACAAGCCGACACGUUUACGGUCUCGGGAACGGCUCGUCCAUGCAGGGCGUAUCGCUGGUUGUUUGUUGUUUGUCUAUAAGGUCAUGGUUGAUUGGGAAAAGGAGUUGAGAUAAAGUCUAUAGGAUGCUCUGUAGGAAAAUGAGAAACUUAAGGAAAAAUGAGAAACUGAGCUCUUGUUGCAAAGGCAGACUUUUAUGUCAGUCGU